Trichosporon asahii var. asahii CBS 2479 is the source of this 717-nucleotide messenger RNA. RefSeq lists its product as uncharacterized. The record is from RefSeq and is a predicted model, not a curated record. Bases 1 to 717 code for a protein of 238 amino acids. NCBI's taxonomy places the organism in Eukaryota, Fungi, Basidiomycota, Tremellomycetes, Trichosporonales, Trichosporonaceae. The transcript is spliced from 2 exons.
AUGUCGAAGCUUAGCCCGGAACUCAAGGCGCUGAUAGCCGACCCGGCCGCAAAGGGUGGCGACGUCCCCGCGCCGUCGCCCGAGGUCACGCAGGCUCUGUUUGGAAGGCUGAGCUCGAACCCGCACAUUGGCAGGGAGACUUGGCUCUGCCUCGCGGCUGCUGUGCUGCUCACGAUCAACUCGAGCGAGACGCUGUGCCUCCUGUACGACUUUGCGAAGGGAGAAACAGUGAAGGACCAGGUGUAUGUUGCUUCCUCUAUCAACAACCUCGGCGCUCUGUAUAGCCAUCUCUCGUACGCUGUCCGGGACGGCCUCGAGUCCGAUGCAGCGCGCACCGGGCUGUCAAAGGCGGAAGGUCUGGAACUGUGGAAGGACAUCUACGGCGUGCACGCCGACACGCUGAUCGAGAAGCUGUCUGCCUUCCACCCCGACCUUGCCGAGUACAUCCUCGCGUCGCACUAUGGCCCGCUGCUCACCGACCCGCCAGCAGAGCCGGGACAGUUCCGUCUCGGGCGCGUUCUGACCAGCGUCAUUGCCAUCGCGGCGCUGAGAGCUGUUACGGGUGUCGGACUUCAGGUCACGAGCCAUGUGUACGGGCUCAAAGCGGCGAAGGACGACGGGACGGUGAAGGGCUGCAAGUGGCUUCAGAGCGAUGAGGGGUGCAUGUGGAUUCUCAGGACGACCGACGACAUUGUGAACACAGUCCUGAGGAGCUAA